CCACCUCUCGCGCCUUUUUCUCUUCCCGGCCCCAAUUCCAACAGGUCAAAGUCAAACCCACUCCCUCCCUUGGAGAACCAACCCACCGCACCCACUCUCGCUGCCGGCGAUGCCUCCUAAGCGCAAGUCCCCGGCGGCCACCGCGGCGGUCGGGUCACCGAGGAAGACACGGAGCAUGGCCGUCGGUAAGCAGCGCGCCGAGGCUCCGGCCAAGGCGGCCAAAAAGGAAGCGGCGGCGGCGGCGGCACCACCCGAGCAGAAGGGGAGGAAGAGGGCCAAGAAAGAAGAUGCACAAGUGGCGGCUGCGGCGGAGAAGGAUUCCGGCGCUGUGGUCAGCGACGGGAAGCGCAUCGUUGUGGAGGCAUGCACUCAAUGCAGACAGUUCAAGAUUAGAGCUGCGAAGGUAAAGGAGGAUCUGGAAAGUUCUGUUCCUGGGGUAUCCGUGGUAAUCAACCCUGAAAAGCCACGACGUGGUUGCUUGGAGAUUCGUGAGGAAGGUGGUGAAGUGUUCAUAUCGCUGCUGAACAUGCCACGACCUUUCACAGAAAUGAAGAAACUUGACAUGGAUGAGGUCAUCAAGGACAUAGCAAACAAAAUCUCCUGAAUCCAACCAGCAACUAAUAGGGUGAAAAUCUUUAGGUGGCUUACAACUAGUAGUAAGCCUCCAAACCCACCUUUCUGUUGGAGCUUCAUCUUGAACUGUUAUUGAAUGGCAGUCCGUGUUGCAUGCCCAUGGUGUGUUGAUUCAGUGGCCCUUUCUGUGCUCGAUGUAUCUAUAGACAUGCCGAAUUAAUCGCAGUAGUAACAAUGGAAAAGAACUGGUACCUGAUGCGCCCCUGUGUUAACCUGCAUACCACUCGUAAUCUCUAAGAUUCAAUUCA
Molecule: messenger RNA, 881 nt
Organism: Oryza sativa Japonica Group (Japanese rice)
Lineage: Eukaryota; Viridiplantae; Streptophyta; Magnoliopsida; Poales; Poaceae
Cellular component (GO): Golgi apparatus
Source: RefSeq, a predicted model, not a curated record